AUGAAUAUGCUCGACAAAAUCGAAAGCAACAUCAGCGACAACGUCGUUGACAAAAAACUCGACCCCCUCGACGACAUCGACCCAAACAAGAAGUUGGACCGUGAGACCGGACACCGUGUGGCCAACGCUCUGAAUGCCAUGAAGGAGUCACUGUCCAUGGAUAGUUCCCAUAAGACUGGAAGUGCAUUGAAUUCCAGUGAAACAAACACCCAACAAAACCGCGAAAUGAGUUUCAUGGACCGUAUCGAGGAUAAAAUGAGCAACGCCUACGUCGACGCGAAACUCGACCCUACUGACAAACCCCAAGCCCCGGAACACCAUGCAGAGGAACACGCAUCUGGAGAACAUUACCAUGGAGGAAGCCGACUCUCCGAUGCAUUCAUCUCUCUGAGCAAUGCGAUUCAUGGUGACACCCAUCAUAAGACUGGAGAAGCGUUCAAUGAGGAUGACGAUGAUGAUAAGAUGAGAAAAAUGUCGUCGGAUGGAAAGGAAUGGUGA
This is a messenger RNA of Caenorhabditis remanei, 498 nucleotides long. RefSeq lists its product as uncharacterized. The record is from RefSeq and is a predicted model, not a curated record. The transcript is spliced from 2 exons. Bases 1 to 498 code for a protein of 165 amino acids. Lineage: Eukaryota; Metazoa; Nematoda; Chromadorea; Rhabditida; Rhabditidae.